AUGUCAAACUUUUCUAUUGACAAUAUUCUUUCUGCUAGACUUCCUGGAUCGUUUCACUUUCCAAAUACAGGAACCGCAAAUACAAAUUCAUCUAUUCAAUUAAAUCCUACACUUAGUGCUGUAGGUGCUACAACAACACCAAUUCCAUUUAUUGGACCGGCAUUUGAUCUUUUAGGAAUUGGUAAUCCAUACGCAUGGAUGCAAGCAACUUCCUCUCAAAUACCUUUUUUCGCUUUUCCUGCACCACCAUAUAUGAAUAAUUUAAUUGCUAAUAAUGGAAGUCAAUUAUUACAAAGUUUAAAUAAUAAAAGAAAAAGAAGACAUAGAACUAUUUUUUCAGAAGAUCAAUUAGCAAUUUUAGAAUCAACUUUUGCUUCUACACAUUAUCCAGAUGUAAUUUUAAGAGAAAAAUUAGCUAUUCAAUGUGAUUUGAAGGAGGAGCGUGUUGAAGUAUGGUUUAAAAAUAGAAGAGCUAAAGAAAGAAAACAAAAAAAAGAUUCAACAGGUGGAAGAGAUUCUAAAGAUGAGAAAACAUCAGGUUCUGAUGAAUCUGAUGUUGAGUUAUCAGAAAAUGAGGAUCAAAUACCAUUAAAACAAAAAAAAGGAUCUGAAACUUGUAAAGUUAAUAUUGUUGAAAAUGUGUUAAGGGAUCAUCAACAUGAUGGAUUAACUAUUACAUUAAAAAAUAAUGGUGGAGAACAACAAGUAACAAAAAUUGAAAUGAAGAAAGAAUAA
This is a messenger RNA of Strongyloides ratti, 735 nucleotides long. Its product is annotated as Goosecoid. Gene Ontology annotation, molecular function: RNA polymerase II cis-regulatory region sequence-specific DNA binding; DNA-binding transcription factor activity, RNA polymerase II-specific. NCBI's taxonomy places the organism in Eukaryota, Metazoa, Nematoda, Chromadorea, Rhabditida, Strongyloididae. Gene Ontology annotation, cellular component: nucleus. The record is from RefSeq and is a predicted model, not a curated record. Bases 1 to 735 code for a protein of 244 amino acids. The transcript has 2 exons. Gene Ontology annotation, biological process: regulation of transcription by RNA polymerase II.